Molecule: messenger RNA, 1443 nt
Organism: Sitophilus oryzae (rice weevil)
Lineage: Eukaryota; Metazoa; Arthropoda; Insecta; Coleoptera; Curculionidae
Product: craniofacial development protein 2-like
Exons: 2
Coding region: 1-1443 (480 amino acids)
Molecular function (GO): catalytic activity
Source: RefSeq, a predicted model, not a curated record
AUGAAGCAAGACGAUAGGCCUCGGACAACGUCAUGCAAUCCGAUUGACAACCGGCGCUACCUUGAUUCCGGGUCAAGUAGUGGUAAAUCAGCUACCGGCCGCAAGAAUAUCAAAGGCCAGGAUUCUUGCGGACAUAAGGAAGCUACUGGCCUUACAAACAACAAACUAUAUAUACAAAUGAGGAAUACCCUGAGCGUGGCUACGUGGAAUGUACAAGGACUUAAAACUCAUACCGGGAAACUAGCAAUUAUAGAAAAGGAACUGUCCAGAUAUAAAAUCGAUAUUGCAGGAUUAUCGGAGACACAUUGGAUAGGUCAAGGAUUCUUCAAAACUAGUCUUAAUAACUAUGUCUACUUUUCAAGCGCCGAUCAACAAAAUUAUACUGGUGUUGCAGUCAUUGUAUCCGAAAAAUUACAGAAAUAUGUUUUGGACUUUAAAGCUAUAAGCGACAGAAUCAUGGCCUUAAAAUUAAACGCCAGGCCAAACCCAAUAAAUAUUGUUCAGGUGUAUGCUCCGACUGCUGCUUCGAGCGAUGUCGACAUCGACCAUUUCUACCAUGACGUAAGAAGUUCUCUCCAAAACAUUCUGAACAAAGAGCUAACCAUAGUAACCGGCGACUUCAAUGCUAAAAUUGGAGAUACAACUGAUAACGAACAUAUUAAAACUAUUGUUGGCAAAUAUGGUAUCGGUGUAAGAAAUGAACGGGGUGAACGCUUACUUGACUUUGCAAUCGAAAACAAUCUAACUAUAAUGAACACAACAUUUCAAUAUCAUAUCCGAAGGCUCUACACAUGGAAUAGUCCAGGGGCGCUAUUCUGUACAAUCGUCGGAAUCGAGAUCAAACACAAUUGCACCAUCGACAAGAACAACUACUAUGAAAAAAUAUGCCAGGAAAUAGAAUUUCACGCUUUCACAAAUCAACCAGGGGACCUAUUUAAAAAGAUAAAAUACCUCACAAGAGAAUUCAAGCCAAAAACAUGGGCAAUAGAAGACGAUCGAGGACAACUUAAAACCGAAAUUAACGAAAUAGUGGAACGAUGGCGAACAUACUGCGGAACACUGUAUAAAGAAAAAGAUCCUCAGCCUAGUUCCUCUUUCCACAGUGAUAUAAUUAAUGAAGAACCAGACAUACUGAGAUCGGAAAUUGAAGCAGCAAUAAAAAACCUAAAACAUCAUAAAGCCCCGGGACCAGAUUACAUCACGGCCGAAAUGCUCCAAGCGUCGGGAGAUUUUGGUGUGGACAUCUUGCACAAGUUAUGUAAUAUGAUAUGGCAUACUCACCACUGGCCAUCAGAUUGGACCGAUUGUUCCAUAAUAACCAUCCACAAAAAGGGAUCUCCAGCCAAAUGCGACAACUUUCGUACCAUUGCGCUAAUUUCACAUGCCAGUAAGAUUCUUCUUCAUAUCAUUAACGAAAGGUUAAAACCGUAUAUUCAACCAUAA